CCCUGGUUUUCUCAACAUACAAAAGUGUAUGCCCGAGUGAGUCAGGGAUUAUUUUUUUUUAUUAAACUCAAAUAAUUUCUCGAUCUUUACCUAGUUCGGAGUCGUAGAAUCACAUACCCAGCGCGACUCCGAAGGAUUCAUCGCGAGUUUGCGAAAUUUUCUUCAUAGUAACGGUUUGCGGAGAUGGAAGGGACUGUGUUCACUCCCUCAUUAGAAGGAAUGAAGCACGUCAAGUCGGAAAACGGGGAAAUGCUUACCAAGCCUUUUCUCGAUGUGUGCAAGCUCAUCCUUCCCGUCUUAGAUAAGUUUGGAGCUGCUAUGGCACUUGUAAAGGCCGAUAUAGGGGGUAAUAUCACGAGGCUGGAAAACAAGUACGUCUCUAAUCCUUCGAAGUACCAAUAUUUAUACAGCAUGGUGCAAGAGGAAAUGGAAGCGAAAACAGCAAAAGGCUCUUCGAGUUGUACCAAUGGGAUUUUGUGGCUAACAAGGGCUAUGGACUUCUUGGUUGAACUAUUCCGUAACUUGCUUGUGCAUCCGGAUUGGACCAUGUCGGAAGCCUGCAGCGACUCGUAUGGCAAAACCUUGAAGAAAUGGCAUGGCUGGCUCGCUAGUUCCAGCUUUUCGGUCGCCAUGAAAUUCGCUCCUGAUAGGAAGAAGUUCAUGGAGGUCAUUGGUGGCUCAGGUGACAUCAACGCCGACAUAGAGAAAUUCUGCGCUACCUUCGCACCUUUACUUGCCGAAAAUCACAAGUUUUUGGCUGGUGUGGGAUUGGAUGAUCUCAAGGCCUCUUAAUGCAAACAUUCCGCUGUUACAGCAACAUUGCAAUGUGUCCUCUGCCACAGAUUACGUUUUCACUUCGCCUCGAACAAUCAUAGGGCUAUAAAAUAAGUUACCAGCAAUAUCGCAAUGUUAAGAAACUUAUCUGCACUACAACACUGAUGUUUUUGUUUCCAAUACUUCCAGCUAAAGUGUGUUUGUACGAUAUC
Ananas comosus (pineapple) is the source of this 986-nucleotide messenger RNA. RefSeq names its product glycolipid transfer protein 1-like. Bases 184 to 792 code for a protein of 202 amino acids. NCBI's taxonomy places the organism in Eukaryota, Viridiplantae, Streptophyta, Magnoliopsida, Poales, Bromeliaceae. The transcript has 7 exons. The record is from RefSeq and is a predicted model, not a curated record. Gene Ontology annotation, biological process: intermembrane lipid transfer; ceramide transport. Gene Ontology annotation, molecular function: ceramide 1-phosphate transfer activity; ceramide 1-phosphate binding. Gene Ontology annotation, cellular component: cytoplasm; cytosol; membrane.